AUGGCCGAGAGAACAUACCCGCUCCUCUCGAGGAGACAGAUAGAGGGCAUGAUUGCCGAGGGCAAGUGCAUCUUUAUCCUGAACCAAUAUGUCGUCAAGGCCGACCCUUGGCUGCCCUACCACCCGGGCGGCGACAAGGCUCUCAGGCACAUGAUCGGUCGAGAUGCCACCGAUGAGAUUACCGUUCUACAUUCCCCCGAGGCGAGACAGCAGAUGAACCGAUACCGCAUAGGAAGGAUAGAGGGAAGGUGGACAAACUUCAUACCUCCUAUCCAGGGCGGCAAUUUCAGAGCCCUCUGCGCUGGCGUCGACGACACCGAGCAGGAAGAUACGCCCGGGUCACCUCUCGAGUCAGCCGUUACCUCAAGCCACACCAGCUCUCGCGAUCAGUCGCCAGUCUUCGACGACAGCGAUGAGGCCACUCUGCGACGCCGUCGCGUCCCACGGCCGCCCUCAGUCUCUUCCGUAUCCUCCGCCGACGAGGACGACGGCAUGACCUACCUAGACUCUCAGACCAAGGAGAAGAUCAGCCUCGACCUGGAUAAGUACCCGCCCCUGGACCCUUGCACCCAGGAUGCCAUUGUACAAAAGUACCGCGCCUUGAACGAGAGAAUCAAGGCUGAGGGCCUCUAUCAGUGCGACUACAAGUCAUACGCCAUCGAGAUCUCACGCUACAGCCUGCUCUUUGGCCUGACCUUUCUGUUUCUGCGCUGGGGCUGGUAUGUCUGUAGCGCCCUUUGCUUGGGUGCUUUCUGGCAUCAGCUCGUCUUCUCUGCCCACGACGCUGGUCACAUGGGUAUCACGCACGACUUCCACACCGACACGGUCAUUGGCAUCGUCAUUGCCGACUUUCUUGGCGGCUUGUCCAUUGGCUGGUGGAAGAGGAACCACAAUGUACAUCACGUUGUGACCAACUCGCCCGUGCACGACCCGGAUAUCCAGCACAUGCCCUUCUUCGCCAUCUCUCACCGCCUGCUCGGGAGCCUGCGUUCCACAUACUACGACCGCAUCAUGGCGUACGAUGCCGCGGCCAGGUUCUUCAUCCCCAUCCAGCAGUAUUCGUACUACUUCAUCCUGCUCUUUGGCAGGUUCAACCUCUACCGACUCUCCUGGGAGUUUCUCAUCCUGGGGCUCGGACCACGCAAGGGCCCUGCAUGGUGGCACCGCUGGCUCGAGAUCGUCGGCAACAUCUUCUUCUGGACCUGGUUCGGCUACGGCGUCGUUUACAAGUCGAUCCCCACCGGCUGGGACCGUUUUGUCUUCGUCAUGGUCAGCCACAUGGUAACUGCGCCUCUCCAUUGCCAGAUCACGCUCUCUCAUUUUGCCAUGAGCACGGCAGAUUUGGGACCAAAGGAGUCUUUCCCGCAAAAGAUGCUUCGCACCACUAUGGACGUCGACUGCCCCCAGUGGCUGGACUUCUUCCAUGGCGGUCUGCAGUUCCAAGCCAUACACCACCUUUACCCGCGAAUCCCCCGCCAUAACCUCCGUCGUACACAGAAGCUCGUGCAGGAGUUCUGCAACGACGUCGACAUACCGUACGCACUCUACGGCUUUGUAGGUGGGAAUCAAGAGGUCAUCAGCCGCCUCGCUGAGGUUUCCCGACAAGCCGCCAUUCUGGCCAAGUGUCAGAAGGUUGUCGCAAGCAGCGACGACCCCCUCAGUCAUGGCCAUUGA
Molecule: messenger RNA, 1674 nt
Organism: Neoarthrinium moseri
Lineage: Eukaryota; Fungi; Ascomycota; Sordariomycetes; Amphisphaeriales; Apiosporaceae
Exons: 2
Coding region: 1-1674 (557 amino acids)
Biological process (GO): lipid metabolic process
Cellular component (GO): membrane
Molecular function (GO): oxidoreductase activity, acting on paired donors, with oxidation of a pair of donors resulting in the reduction of molecular oxygen to two molecules of water
Source: RefSeq, a predicted model, not a curated record